UGAGGUUUAUUAGUGAUCGGCAGCUGUUUUUUUUUUUUUUGGCACCUUGGAGAGAAGCAAAUUUCAACUCCUUGGUGAUUCCUGGACCUGGGUUUUAUUGAUCAGGUACAGGGAGACCGAGAAUAUAGUUAAUUAAAAAAUUACCGUGGAAGUGUGAUAUUUUGUCCCCCGUUCAAGACAGAGCUUGCUUAGAGUUUGGAAUUUCGGCACUUGAGUUGCAAUUUUAUUAGCUGAAGAGAUGGCGGCAGUGGCGCAUGCAACCUCGAAAGGAAUGUACUCUUGGUGGUGGAAUAGCCAUAUUAGCCCAAAGAACUCAAAAUGGCUUCUGGAGAACCUCACGGAUAUGGACGUGAAAGUCAAGCAAAUGAUCAAGCUCCUGGAGGAAGAUGCAGACUCCUUCGCUCGAAGGGCCGAGAUGUACUACAAAAAGCGGCCCGAGCUCAUGACUGUUGAGGAAUUCUAUCGGGCCUAUCGUGCCUUAGCUGAGAGAUAUGAUCAUGCCACAGGGGUCCUUCAGCAGGCCCAUAAGGCCAUGGCCGAAGCAUUCCAUCAAGUCCCCUUAAUGCUCUCAGAUGAUUCGACUCCUGACUUCAACCCCCAGACACCCGAGUUCUCAUUUGCAAGCAGAAAUGGUGGGUUUUCGGAAGAUUCUGAGUCAAUCACUGGCAGAAAGGGCUUGAAGCAGUUUGGCAAUGGCCUAUUUGGUUCUGGAGAAGGAAGAGUGCGAAGAGGUCUUCAUUUUCAUGAUUCGGAGGAGAAACAUGGCCAUCGGGGUGAAGAGGAAAUUGCGAGCUUGAAGAAGCAUCUUGCGAGAUUAGAAGCAGAGAAAGAAGCUGGAGUACUUCAGUACCAGCGGAGCUUGGAGGAGUCGAAGAAAUUUUCCGAGCGAGCAGAGCAAGCUGAAGCUGAAGUUAGUUCCUUGAAGGAAUCAAUUGCAAGAUUGGAGGAAGAGAAGACCGAGAAUCUUCUCAAGUACCAACAGUGUCUUGAUAAGAUAGGCACAAUUGAGAAUCUAAUGAAAGAAUCUAAUGAGAGAGCGGAUAGAGUUGAAACUGAGGUUGAAGCCCUCAAGGCGGAUCUUGUGAAAGUAGAGGCUGAGAAAGAAGCUGCUCUUGAGAAAUACAACAAAUGUCUUGAAGUUAUAUCGGUACUAGAAGAGAAGCUAAGAAAUGCUGAGGCCGAAGUUCAAAGCUUGAAGGAAGAACUCGCAAAGUUAAGGGAGACAAUCUCAGAUUUAGAACAUAAGUUUUCUUUGGCUGAAGAGGAGACACACAGGCUGAGGCUUGAGAUCAAUGAUCGGACUGAGAAGCUGAGGAUCUCCGAAGAAAGGUAUCUGAUGCUGGAAAGUUCAAAUCAGAGUCUCCACUUGCAAUUGGAGACUCAGAGUCAGGAGCUUGUGGAGAAGCACAAUGAGGUGGGGAACCUGUGGGCCAGUGUGCAGGAAGAGAGAGCGAGAUUUGUGGAGGCUGAGACAGCUUUUCAGACUCUGCAGCACCUCCAUUCUCAGUCCCAAGAGGAAUUGAGGUCUCUUGCUGUAGAAAUUCAAACCAGGAAUCAGAUCUUGAAGGACAUGGAAGAACAAAAUCAGAGUCUGCAGGGAGAAGUCAAGAAGGUUCUCGAUGAGAAUAAGAAUUUAAACGAGGUGAACCUGUCCUCUUCCCUUACGGUGAAGAAUUUGCAGGAGGAGAUCUUGAGCUUGAGGGAGAUGAUACAGAAGCUUGAGCAGGAGAUUGAGCUUCGUGUUGAUGAAAGGAAUGCCCUUCAGCAGGAGAUUUACUGCUUGAAGAAAGAACUGAACGGCUUGAACGAGAAGAACCGUAGCUUAGAAGAGCAGGUUGAUUCCGAGACAAGUGAGAAGGCAGUUCUUCUAGGGAAGCUUGCGGUCAUGGAGAAACUUAUUGAGAAAAACAUUCGUGUGAGGGAGAAGGUGAAGGCAUUGGAAGAAUCAUGCGAGUCUCUCCUCAAAGAGAAGGAUUCUCUCGCUUCUCAGUUAAAUAUAGCGACCCAAAAUUUUGAAAAGCUCGCGGAGAAGAAACAACUUGUUGGAGAACUCACUCUAAACAGUGAAUAUGAGGAGGAGUUGGACAAAAAUUUAAGUUCUCAGACUGAGAUCUUCAUACUGCAGAAAUGCAUGAAGGAAUUAGAAGAGAAGAUUUUGUCCCUCUCAUUGAAUUGCCGGAAACUGGUGGAGGCCUCAGACCUUUCGGAACAACAGAUCUCUCGCCUGGAGAACAAAAAUCUUGAACAGCAGCAGAUGGAGCUGAAGGCUUUGACUGAUCACAUCCGUGACUUGCGCUCUGGGCUAUAUGAGGUGUUUGCUGUUCUCGAUAUCGGUGCCAAAUAUGGUCUCGAACAUAAAAGUGAAAUGGUCCGAGAAACUGUGGAUUGCAUUGUCGGCAAGGUGAAAGGACUACAGAAUUCUCUUGCGAAAGUCGAGGAGGAAAAUCUUCUUGGGACUAUUGAAAAAUCGGUGUUCAACACGCUACUGAGGCAAAUGGAAGCAGAGGCAGCUGGUCUUUCGGCUGAGAGAUAUGACCUCCAUCAGAAUCUUAGGGUUCAAAUGGAGCAGUUCCUUUUAUUGCAAGCGGAGUUUGACAUGAUUCUUGAGACAAGUGAAGAACUGAGAUCAAAAGUCUUAGAGGGAAUCUGCCGAGAAGAAGUGAUGAUAUCUGAAAUGAAGAUCCUGCACGAGCGGCUUACGUGCACUGGGGCAGCUUUUGAGCAGUUGAAGGAAGAGAACCGUGCGGUUCUUGAAGAGAAACACUGGCUGGAAGAGGAAAGUCAUGCUGUCUUGAGUGAAAAAUUAUCUCAAGCUACUGUUUCAAUUAUUCUCCAAGAUGUUGCUCGUCAGAAUUUUCUGGUACUCAGACGGCUGGUUCAGGAACUGGAGAAAGUCAUUUUGUUAAUGGCAGCUUGCGCGAGAAGAUUAAAGCGAUGGAGGGCGAUUUGGAGAAACUUCAAGCGGAAGUUAGAACUUGAGGGCUUGCUGGAGAAGUCAGAAAAUGAGGUGAAAUCAGUUAAUUCUGUUAAUGGACAGUUAAACUGCGAGAUAGCAAGUGGGAAGGAAAUGGUGGAGCAGUUGGAGAAGAAACUCUUGGAAGCCACAGAGACAAUGAAUGUGAUAGAGAACAAGAAACGUGAGCUGGAGAAGGAACUAGAAAGCAACUUGGAGAGCACUCGAAUGGAGAAGUUAGAACUCGAGGGAUUACUAGAGAAGUCGGAAAAUGAGGUGAAAUCGGUUACUUCAGUUAAUGAACAGUUAAACUGUGAGAUUGCGAAUGAGAAAGAAAUGUUGGGACAGUUGGAGAAGAAACUCUCCAAAGCCGCAGAGACGAUCAAUGUCAUGGAGAACAAGAAACUCAAGCUGGAGAAGGAAUUGAAAGAUCUGAAAGAAGAGUAUGGGUCUGUUUUUGGCAGAGUAAUUGUCUCUGAAGUUCGUGAAAUGUUAUUUGAAGAAAAAAUUCAUGAGACUUCAGAAGAGUUGGAAGCUGUGAGAGAAUCAGGAUGCCUGGAAACGGAAAUUCUCGAGAGAAAGGUUGGAACAUUUGCUUCCUUAAGGGACAGCGUGGUAUCACUCGGAAGAUCUGUCAAUCAGGAUAAACAAAACAAAGCAGAUGAUCAAGGACACGAGGAUCUCCAGUCGAUGCAUGACUUAGAAAGAAGAAUCAGGGCUAUGGAGACAGCACUACUGGAGAAGCUUGGGAAACUGGAAGGCCCAAGCUCAGCCCCCGUGCGAGAUUCUGAUGCAGCGGAAGGAAGACUCAUGACUAAAGACAUCAUUCUUGAUCAGGCCUCUGAGUGUUCAUCCUAUGGCAUAAGUAGGAGAGGGACUCUUGAGCCCGAUGAUCAUCAAGUGCUCGAGCUGUGGGACACAAGCAGGGACCCGAAACUUGGGAAAAGUAAAAUCUCAGUGGAUAAUUUCCAUAAUUCCGAAGUGCGAAAGGAGCACAGGAGCCUGAACCCUUCGACUGACUCGCUUCUCGAUAAGCUGGAGAUCUCUGAAAGCUUCUCGGAUAAUCAAUCAGGUGGUGGGAAGAGGAGAGUGAAGGUCCUUGAACGGCUCGACUCCGACGUGCAGAAACUGACAAACCUGCAGAUAACCCUCGAGGACCUAAAGAGGAAGGUAGAAGCCAUCGAGAAGAAGAAGAAUAGGGGUGAGAUGGGGAAAGCUAGAGGGUUCGAGUACGAUGCUGUGAAGGGGCAGCUGGAAGAAGCCGAGGCGGCCAUAGCGAAGCUUUUUAAUGCGAAUCGUAUAUUGGCAAAGAACCUAGAGGAAGAACCCGAUGAGAAUGACAGGGCAGGUGUCAGUAGGAGGAGGGUCUCGGAGCAGGCUCGGAGGGGGUCGGAGAAGAUUGGCAGGAUCCAAUUGGAGCUGCAGAGAAUUCAGUUUCUGUUACUGAAGCUCGAGGACGGGAACGAAAGCAAGGAUACGAGCAGUGUGGUCAUGGACGAGAGGAGCAAGAGAGUGCUUCUGCGGGACUAUCUCUACGGCGGCGGGCUGAGGACCCACAACAGGAACGACCCGAGGCGUAAGAAGGCGGUUCCCUUUUGUGCUUGUGCUCCGAAGGUGAUCGAAUGAUUAACACACCAGUAGCAGCAUGCAUACAAGUUUUUUCCUUUUGUUAUAGAGAUACUAUUGUACAUUUUAAAGGCUUUGUACGUAUUUUUGCACAAAAAAAGGUGCCGGAUCCUUUGUUUGCGGGAGAGGCAAAAGUGGGGAAAUUACUGGUAUUAAAUGUACAGUGUGUGAAGGAGAUGUUCGCGUGCGUACUGGCAAGUAGGAGUUUAAUUUUCCGUAUUGGAGUUCCAUUUUCAGUA
Messenger RNA from Punica granatum (pomegranate), 4818 nucleotides. NCBI's taxonomy places the organism in Eukaryota, Viridiplantae, Streptophyta, Magnoliopsida, Myrtales, Lythraceae. The record is from RefSeq and is a predicted model, not a curated record.